AUGCAUCCUGCUCCAGGUCUCGGCCUUAGUCCCGGAAUGCCAUCCACUCUUGUUCGAGAGGGGCAGCCUAAUGACAUAAGUGACGCUCGUGAAUUAGCCAAACUGCAUGUAAGGCGUCACAUGGUAGUCCACGGACUCAAUGCGAGAGAGGACGCCGAUGAUAUCAAAAACAGAGUACUGCAGGAAGAACUCGCCAAAAUGUCUAUAUUUUCUGUCGGAUCACCCACAAAACCAGAAUGGAUAAAUAUUUUAUUUCGCAUUCAGUGUUGA
This is a messenger RNA of Cylicocyclus nassatus, 270 nucleotides long. The record is from the annotation of a GenBank genome assembly. NCBI's taxonomy places the organism in Eukaryota, Metazoa, Nematoda, Chromadorea, Rhabditida, Strongylidae.